UUAAAAGAAGAAAAGAAAAGAAGCUCACCCUUCCUUCUCAGAUAUCUGAAGAGAGAAUCAGAAGCCUUCUGUCUCGCCAUCUCUAGACAGUUCCUGGUGCCAAGACCAGGCAGCACAGGUGAUCGGGUUCGGGUGCCCUAGUUGGAGUCUGGGGACCAACAGAUAACAGCUUACCUCUUGCUUGAGGAUUCCAUGGGAAGUUCUCUGUAAGUACUCCUGAGUCAGGAAAUGCUUCCAUACACCUUCCCUGACCUACUUGUCCAUCAGAUUCUUGUAGCUCCUUCACUUUAGAUCAGCUUUUUACCUACCACCCAACCCUGAGGACCUGGUUUUUCUCCAGACUGUGUUUUUACUCCUGAGAUUUUCUACCCAAAAUUUGGCAACCACUCUUACACCUGAGUCUAUAUUCCCUGGGUUCCCACUUUCCUACCAUCUGCAAGGGCACUCAGAAUAUUAAAAAAAUGCUUAUUUAAAAAAAAAUUUCUUAAGCUUGUUUAUGCUGCCUUAUUUUACUUCACAUUUUUUUACACAUAUAUUUUCUGUAACUAUCUUCAGGACUUGGUCCAGUAUCGUUAUCUUUGUAUUCUGGUUUCAUUCCCUCCUUUUCUGGGAAGUCUUUCACAAUUUUCCCAUCCUGAGUGUGUUUCUAUAGCACUUAAAAACUAACACACAUAAUUGCUUUCUCAACACAAUUGUAACCUCCUUGCGGGCUGGAAUCAUGUCUCAUGCUUUUCUUAUGCAACAUAGGGCAAAGCAUCCUGGUAUUUAAAAUAAUAAUAAUAAUGUGCCCAAAACAGCAGCAAGUAAAUAUUUCUUUGGCUGUGCAUUAGCCUCCCAAUGUGGAAACUGCGGCUUCCUUCAGAUUCUUUCCCAACUAGUUCAGAGAGUCCCCAGGGACAGUUCAAAUCUGCUCUGGAAUAAAGUUCUUUAGGCUACUUUGUGUAUAGCCAUUUCCCCCAGCUUGUGUUCCAUGAAUGUUUUUCUUUCUGCCACCACCUCCCACACCCACUUUCUUCCUUUUACCCUCUGGCUACAAUAGUAAAAAUAUUCUGCCACCCCAUACUCUGAUGCACAGCGUCCUCUGGGGCCUAGAUCUUCUCUAAUAUUAUUUCUUUGGCUGUGCCGGAUCUUAGUUGCAACAUGCAAGCAUUUAUUUGUAGCAUGCUAAUUCUUAUUUGCAGCAUGUAGGAUCUACUUCCUGACCAGGGAUCAAACACAGACCUUCUGCAUUGGGAGCUCAGAGUCUUAGCCUCUAGACCACAUGGAGAAGUCCCCUAUUUCUUCUUUUUCGUUCUUUGUCUGGCUCAAUUUGAGACAGUAUUGCCUGCCUCACCAGCACUAACCCAUUGAUCUUACCCUACCUUAUGUUCUAGGACUCACUUUCUCUCCCGAGGAGUUCAUUCCUAGGAAAAUGAACCGUGGAGCAAGUAACCCCCUUCAUGGACCAACCCACCCAAACAUGUUAAGACAUGUCAGGAUUGUGUAGGAUUGAGCCUGGGACCAUCUCCUCCAGGAAGUCUUUCCUGAGUCAUGCCUGCCCCACCAUUACCUCCAUAUAGGCUCGCUUCUCAUAUGUGCGAAUGAAAUAUCUUUUCUUUUCCUGGUUGGCGGUUUUUGUUGGAAGCUGGAUUAUAUAUGUGCAAUACUCUACCUAUACCGAACUAUGCAGAGGAAAAGACUGUAAGAAAAUAAUAUGUGACAAAUACAAGACCGGAGUUAUUGAUGGGCCUGCAUGUAAUAGCCUUUGUGUUACAGAAACUCUUUACUUUGGAAAAUGCUUAUCCACCAAGCCCAGCAAUCAGAUAUAUUUAGGGAUUUGGGAUAAUCUACCAGGUGUUGUGAAGUGUCAGAUGGAACAAGCACUUCAUCUUGAUUUUGGUACAGAAUUGGAACCAAGAAAAGAAAUAGUGCUAUUUGAUAAGCCAACUAGGGGAACUACUGUCCAGAAAUUCAAAGAAAUGGUCUACAGUCUCUUUAAAGCAAAGUUGGGUGACCAAGGGAACCUCUCUGAACUGGUUAACCUCAUCUUGACAGUAGCUGACGGAGACAAAGAUGGCCAGGUUUCCUUGGGGGAAGCAAAGUCAGCAUGGGCACUUCUUCAAUUAAAUGAAUUUCUUCUUAUGGUGAUACUUCAAGAUAAAGAACACACCCCCAAAUUAAUGGGAUUCUGUGGUGAUCUCUAUGUGAUGGAAAGCGUUGAAUAUACCUCUCUUUAUGGAAUAAGCCUUCCCUGGGUCAUUGAACUUUUUAUACCAUCUGGGUUCAGAAGAAGCAUGGAUCAGUUGUUCACACCAUCAUGGCCUAGAAAGGCUAAAAUAGCCAUAGGACUUUUAGAAUUUGUGGAAGAUGUUUUCCAUGGCCCAUAUGGAAACUUCCUCAUGUGUGAUACUAGUGCCAAAAACCUAGGAUAUAAUGAUAAAUAUGACUUGAAAAUGGUGGACAUGAGAAAAAUUGUGCCAGAGACAAACCUGAAAGAACUUAUAAAGGAUCGUCACUGUGAGUCUGAUCUGGACUGUGUCUAUGGCACGGAUUGUCGAACUAGCUGUGAUCAGAGUACAAUGAAGUGUACUUCAGAAGUGAUACAACCAAACUUGGCAAAAGCCUGUCAGUUACUCAAAGACUACCUACUGCGUGGUGCUCCAAGUGAAAUCCGUGAGGAAUUAGAAAAGCAGCUGUAUUCUUGUAUUGCUCUCAAAGUCACAGCAAAUCAAAUGGAAAUGGAACAUUCUUUGAUACUGAAUAACCUAAAAACAUUACUGUGGAAGAAAAUUUCCUACACAAAUGACUCUUAGUUCAUUUUGGACAUUGUGACCAUUUUAAGAAACUUAGCACUUCAAAAGAAAACUAUUCAUCAUUUUUUCUACAUGGCUUGAUUCAGACCCUUGUGUUAACAAAACUCCUUUCCCCUGGUCCUAAGGAAGCCAUCAUCUUAAAAUACAUGUUGACUGCUGAAGGCAGGAGUUACAGGAUCAAAAGGUCCAAAAAAUUUUAUUCCUGUCCUUUUAGAAACUCUUGGUACACUUCCUAGUACAUCCACUGUGUAACUAUUUUGACUAAUGACUUAAAAUAUAAUACUGUGAAAAGCCUCAUUCCAUAAACAUCAACAGUGAAGAGUAUUUUGUAGAUUUGUUAGCCAAAUAUCAGUGCUGGAAGUUGUGUCUGCAUUGAAGCUGCUAUUUAAAAAAGAAAAUUUAUAAAUUUACUAAUGUCUUAGCAUGGUAAAGUUUGCACAUUAACAGGAAUUAAGACUGCAAAGCAGGUAAAUUAAAAUUACUCCUUUAUAAACAGGUGUUGGGUUACUAGCAUGGUUUCUUGUAUUAUACACUUAAUCCAUUUACAUAUCAAAUUUUACGUGGCUUCAGAAUGUUGAGUGGCCCUUACCCACUUGAAACCCAUCAGGAAGAUUCUUUCUGGCAAUAUGUAACUGCCAAUUUCAGAGGCUGAAUAUGGAUGAGCUUUCAUCAUCCUAGAUUUAAAGCAUCUGUACCAGCCACUGGUCCUUCAAAAGGCACAUCUUUAGGCCACAGACCCAACAGUUCCACAUAUCUUGAAUCUGAGCUAUUCAGAGUGGGACUCCCGAAAUCAUAGAACUUCCUACUAAUAACUGUUUUCAAACAUUAUUCCCUGCUGGCCAAAGAGCUGUUUCUUAAGAGGCAUGUAAAUUUACCCAUCUAACACUGUCAUAUAAAUUUGACAUACAAGGGUUGAUAUGUGCUCUUUUGUUUAUUCAGAUCUGAAAGGCAUGUGCCUUUCAACUUUAUAAAAAGAAACAUCUCUUGUGAGAAAGACCCAAUAUUUUCUGCUCAUAGCUUUCACCUGGUUAAAAUGAAUGUUAAAAUUAUAUGACCUUCAUGGGACAGCUUCCUCUGAAAAAUUAAAGCCAUGAAUUAGCAUCAGUUUUUCUUACUUUAAAAUUGUAAACUUUGAAGGUACUUUUUCUUCCCACUUAUCAUGUGGUUACAAUAAAUGAAUUGAA
Molecule: messenger RNA, 3976 nt
Organism: Odocoileus virginianus texanus
Lineage: Eukaryota; Metazoa; Chordata; Mammalia; Artiodactyla; Cervidae
Source: RefSeq, a predicted model, not a curated record